Messenger RNA from Clunio marinus, 180 nucleotides. NCBI's taxonomy places the organism in Eukaryota, Metazoa, Arthropoda, Insecta, Diptera, Chironomidae. The record is from the annotation of a GenBank genome assembly.
AUGAAGUCACUAGUCUUUGACAAAGACAACAAUGGCGUUAUAACUUCGACAGAAUUGCGUCGCGUAAUGACAAAUUUGGGUGAAAAGUUGACCGAUGAAGAAGUUGAAGACAUGAUAAAAGAAGCGGAUGUUGAUGGCGAUGGCAUGGUCAACUACGAUGGCAAGUUUCAUGAAAUCUAA